GAUUAUUGGGUUCGCCCAAACUUUGUGGAAUAAAUUAAAUUAUUUAAUGUCAAUACAGAAUUUGUUGAGUCUUAACUAUUGUUGUGUGGCGAUAAAAGUGAUCGAUAAUUACAGAUAGUUCGCGUCCUACACAUCAAAUUUUCUUUUGAAAAAGUUUCAUUUCAAAAUUCUCCCAAUCUUAAAAUUUGCUUUUGGAACGGAACUCAUAGAAAAAUAUUAAGAAUACAUUCUCUAAAAUAUUCAAAAAAGCCACAUUACGCACCCAAAUAUAUUCAAGUACUAUCUGCAAUUAUCAACAGAAACGUUAAAUCAACAAAACCUAAACCAACAAAAUUUCCAGCAAAUAUUAAACUCAAAUCACCAAUAAGUUUAGAAAAUUACAGAAAUGUCUUUAAGACGAUAUCAGCCACAACAGAAGAAGCAACCAAGUUAUAACGCUAACAUAAAUGGCGGUGCUAGUUUCCGAACAAGAAACAGCAUUGCUGAUAAUUUAGAAGAAUAUAAUACUCCAGAUCCUCACGCAGUGGCUAGUUCCGCCUCUUCCAUUACAACGGUAUUGCCGGUAGCAGCCACAUCUAGCACUUUAACGACGUCGGUAAUACCCUCAGGCUCGGCCACAACUUCCCAUGCGCCAGCGGUGACCGAGCAAAUUGCUAAUUUGCUAAAUUUGGCGCAACAUCUAUUGAGCGAUGUGCGUGAACAACAACAGCGACAACAUCGACGGCGCCACCGCCACCGCCACCGGCGAGAGUCUCGCCUGCUAGCCUGCACGCCAUAUCAGCGGCCAAAUAGAGAGGCGUUUCACACUCCACAUGAACAUAUUGACAGCAAUGCGUGUGGGUUUAGCGGUGCAAAUGUGAAUACCGUUAAUAUAGGAGAAACAUGUGCGGUCACAAAUGACAGCGCCAACUCUACUGGUCAACAACAAUCGAGACAUAUACAAUUUUGCAAACGCGGCGGCAGCAACAUCAACAACAGUGGAACUAGUGAGGAUAAUAUAAAUUUUCAAUGCGCUAUUUGUUUGGAUUCGUAUCUGUUGCAUCGGCCGAUGGUCACUCAGUGUGGACAUAUAUUUUGCAAGCGCUGUAUAAGGCAGUGUGUCCACUGUCAGGGCAAGUGCCCUAUGUGUAAUCGUAAUUUGAAUUCCAAGAGCAUGUUUCGGGUGUAUUUUUGAGCCUUUUGUAUAUGCGAUUGCUUGGCGAGUUAGCGAGGUGGUAGGUCAGUGAAGGAGCCUGCAGACAACGCAAUUUGUAUUUUGAAAUUUUUGUUGACAUUUCUUUGUUAAACAUGUUUGUAUGUAGGUGCAUUUCAAUAUGUACGACUAUGUAUGCCUUUUUGGGAAAUUUUCUUUUUUAACUUGAAUAUUUUGUAUGUUUUAUGUUCAUUUAGUGCUAAUCUUUACAAUACCUCCAAUAUUUGAUUAUGUACUAUUACACAUAUAUCUACCUAUGGAAGUCCAACCAACAAAAAAUAUACACAAUUUGUUUUUAAAUUGAAACAAUUGAUUCCCAAUUGCUAAACGA
Bactrocera oleae (olive fruit fly) is the source of this 1523-nucleotide messenger RNA. RefSeq lists its product as uncharacterized. Lineage: Eukaryota; Metazoa; Arthropoda; Insecta; Diptera; Tephritidae. The record is from RefSeq and is a predicted model, not a curated record. Gene Ontology annotation, molecular function: SUMO-ubiquitin ligase activity.